This is a messenger RNA of Papaver somniferum (opium poppy), 2528 nucleotides long. RefSeq names its product isoflavone 3'-hydroxylase-like. Lineage: Eukaryota; Viridiplantae; Streptophyta; Magnoliopsida; Ranunculales; Papaveraceae. Bases 743 to 2317 code for a protein of 524 amino acids. Gene Ontology annotation, molecular function: oxidoreductase activity, acting on paired donors, with incorporation or reduction of molecular oxygen; heme binding; iron ion binding. The transcript has 2 exons. The record is from RefSeq and is a predicted model, not a curated record.
CAGAAGAAAAUCUGAGAUCAAAUCAGAUAGAAUUAGGUUUGGUUGUUUUAUUAAUCAGGCAAAUAUUAUGUUUCUGAAAUUAAACAAGCAAAGGUUAGAUCAGAUCAGUUGGAAGAUAAUAUUUUUCGAAAUUAAAGAAAAUUAGAUGAUUAAUCAUAAUCAAUUGAAGACAAUCGAUGAUGUUUGAUAACUACUGAUGGUUUUUUUCUUGAUCGGCAAUAACUACUGAUGGUUUGGAUGCCCACUCUAAUAUUUUGGCUAUCAGUUUAUCAGCCUACCAAACGAUGAAUGAAUUACAGACUCACUCUCAUGGAUUAUGGAAACUUUUUGAUCAAAUAAAAAAUCUUGAUUCACAAAUCAGUAUGCACAGGAAACAUUGAUCGUUCAAAGUGUUAACAUCAUUAAAAUAUGAUGCGAAAGGGAAGUUUUAAUUUGGUAUUCAAAUCUUCAUCUCUGACUUGUUCCGUUAAUCUUUAUCACACAUUAAUUGUUUAGAAAAUGGAAAUUAGUUUCGUUUGUAACUAUAAUAAAUAAAUAAUUAAAUCAAGCGUCUAGCGGUUUCUGCCCAACCAGGAUGGUGCACAAAGUUGGACUCCGAACGUGAAAAAAUCAAUUUAAAAACAAUAUAUCUUUCACAGUUGAAAUAAUUCGAACAGUAUUUUAUUACCGAUAACUUUACUCUGGAGUCUGUUGUCUGUGCUGCUCUGCAUCUGGUAGAUCCAUUAUCAUCCAUCAUUCCACAAUGGAGAUCUUCAAUUCCUUAUCUAUCUCCAUAUUCAUCUUCUUCUUAAUCCUUGUCUACAAAUUACUUGUUAAACCAGCCAAAAACUUGCCACCAAGCCCACCAUCAUAUCCAAUCAUAGGUCAUAUCCACCUCCUCAAAAAACCCCUUCACAGAACUUUUCAUUCCCUCUCUAACAAAUUCGGUCCGAUCCUCUUCCUCCGACUUGGUUUCUGUCGUGUGCUUGUAAUCUCAUCUCCAUCUGCGGUGGAAGAAUGUUUCUCCAAAAACGAUAUCGUAUUUGCAAAUCGUCCUCAUUUCUUAAGUGGAAAACACUUUGGUUACAACUUCACAGCACUUGGUUGGGCUCCUUAUGGUCAACAUUGGCGCAAUCUACGACGGAUUUCUACUAUUGAACUAUUCUCUUCGAAUAGUGUUCAAUUUUCUUCCGGGAUUCGUAAGAAGGAAAUCGAGUCUGUUAUCAAGCAAUUGGUAGGAAGAUUUAAUGACGGUGAGGGGGGAUUUAUGAAGGUUGAAAUGAAAUCACUGUUCUUAGAGUUGGUUUUUAAUGUAAUGAUGAGAAUUGUAGCUGGGAAAAAGGUUAUAGAUUAUGGAAACGAUGAGAACCAGAAGAAGAUUGAAUUGGAUAAUUUGAGAGAGAUUUUUGUACCGAACAUGUCGAUGAAUUUGGUGGAUUUAUUUCCGGUUUUGAAGUGGAUAAAUUUUAUAAUUGGAUUUGACAAGAAAUUAGCAUAUGUACAUAGAAAAAGAGACGCAUAUUUGCAAAAUUUGGUUGUGGAACGUCGCAAGAAAAGAGAAAACGAUCUGAAUCUGAAUGAUGAAUGCGAGACGAAGAAGGUGUUCAUCGAUGUUCUCUUGAAACUGCAAGAAACUGAGCCUGAACAAUACCCUCAAGAUAUCGUCAAUGGACUCAUUGGGAUAUUUUUCACUGCUGGAACAGAUACAUCAGCACUUACAAUGGAAUGGGUGAUGUCGGCGCUGUUGAAACAUCCGGAUGCGUUAGAAAAAGUCACGGCCGAGAUUGACCUUCAUGUUGGAAAUCAUCGUCUUCUAGAUGAAAAUGAUCUUCGAAAGCUACCAUAUCUCCAUUCUGUAAUCAACGAGACAUUGCGACUAUAUCCGGUUGGUCCACUUUUAGUACCACAUGCGUCGUCGGAAGAGUGCACGGUAGGUGGGUAUAGAGUACCUCGUGGGACAGUUUUAUUGACCAACGUUUGGGCAAUACAUAGAGAUCCAAUGUUGUGGGAUGAGCCAUUGAAGUUCAAACCAGAGAGAUUCAUUGAUGCAUUAGAGAAAGACAAAGAUGGAAAGCUAUGGAGUUCUAGUUUUUUGCCAUUUGGGAUGGGAAGGAGAGGGUGCCCUGGGAAUUUGAUGGGAAUGCAAUUAGUGAGUUUGGUGUUGGGUAGAUUGAUUCAGUGUUUUGAAUGGGAAAGAUUUGGAAAUGAAGAAGUGGAUAUGAGUGAAGGGCCUGGUCUUACCAUGCCUAUAGCCAAGCCUUUGGUAGCUGUGUGUAAACCUCGUCAAGCCAUGAUGCAUUUUCUCACCAAAAAUUUAGUUGACCCAGGGAAUUAUUAACUUGAGAUUUGUAGACUUGUAGUUGUUCUUAUUCUGACAUGAUCCCCUGAAAUAUGAGACACCUUCAACAGAUUAUGUCUCUCAUUUUUCAUGAUGAACAAUAACAUUUGAAAAGUUGCUCGAAGUGGAAACCAAUACAUUAUUAUCUAUAUCAAGCGAGAACAAAAUAAAAUCCGGCAUUGUAUUCCAAUGUUGUUUAUAGAAUGCUUGC